Molecule: messenger RNA, 597 nt
Organism: Aegilops tauschii subsp. strangulata
Lineage: Eukaryota; Viridiplantae; Streptophyta; Magnoliopsida; Poales; Poaceae
Product: RNA polymerase II transcriptional coactivator KIWI
Biological process (GO): positive regulation of transcription initiation by RNA polymerase II
Molecular function (GO): DNA binding; transcription coactivator activity
Source: RefSeq, a predicted model, not a curated record
CAGGCGAGCGGUAGCAAUCGAAUGCUCCCGAACGGUUUUCCAACUCGGCUGGGGAGUCGGGCUGAGUCGAGGAUUUGAGGAAGCGAGACUUGGCGGAGAGAUCCAGGAAGAUGGGGCUCAAGGGGAACAAGCGCUUCGGCGGCGGCGGCGGCCAGCCGCCGGCCAAGCGCCAGGCGGCCGGGAAGGACGGCCCCUCCGAGGAAACCGACGACGGCAUCGUCGUUGCCCAGAUAUCGAAGAAUAAGAGGGUGGCUGUGAGGAGCUGGAACGGCAAGGUGAUGGUCGACAUGCGCGAGUUCUACGAAAAGGACGGCAAGAGCCUCCCGACCCGCAAAGGUAUAUCGCUCUCAAUGGAUCAGUGGAAAAUACUGAGGGACAACAUCGAAGCUAUAGACGAGGCCAUCAAGGAGAACACUUAAUCGGAGAAGCGGUUAAGGAGAUAUUGCUGGGCAAAGUUUUUGCUCAUUGGCUGCUGAAGUAUGCUAGUAGUAGUGUAGGGCUGUUUUCAGUCACACCUUUACCUGGAAUGUCGCACUUAUGGUCGAACGUAACUACUAUUGUCCUGAAGGUGACCUAAUGGUAGAAUGGUUUAGUUUA